AUGGCUUCUUGUACAUCAGUACGGCGAAGGCCACUCGCCAACGCGAAUAUACGUAUUGAUGUGCUGUCCGUGGUGUUUGAGACCUCAUCGCGCGUUGCAACUGAUUCACCAUGUGACUCUCUUUCGCCGUUGAAUCCGGACUUUAGCGAUAACGAUCGAAACGACAAGAAGCCAUAUCGCAAGCAAGAUACAUCCAAACCAGAUGCAGGUUCGCAUGCAGUACACGUACAAACAAAGCAGGAACCUCACUUCACCUCCCCCCCUGCACAAGAGUCAAAUAUCAAUGCAGAAGCCACGCCCUCACAGUCAACAACACAAGCAUGCUCGCCACGUUCCCCAAGCCUGUGCCUAUCGCGAGACAACCGGCCCGCCGGCCUGAGACUGAAGAACUCCAACGGCCUUACUACCAUCACCUCCACUAACUUACGACAACGGAUCUUCGACGGUCAGAACGACGUCUGCGACUCACGAUCACAAGAAGCACGUCCCAAGCACAAGUCGUCAGGACGAAGACCAAAGACUCCGGCUCCGCCACCUCCUCAGAUGGGGAACAAGCCCAGUAGCCUCAAUGGCUCUCCGACGCCCGCAGCCGACGAUGCGUCUCUCAGUAGUGUCGUUCAUAAUCCGGCGCGAGUGUGGCGCAAGAGCUCGACCAAUCUCUUCAAGCGGUUCGAUUCGAAAUCUCCUUUACCACGGCCAUUGACUGCGACAUCCAUCAUUGUGACAGCUUCUGGUGGCGCCGAAAGUCCAGAGAGUCCAGUCGAUCCCUUCAUCGACCCAGCACACGCCGCUCGCGACUCGAUAAUUAUGCUGCCAUCAGCAUCAGAGACUACCAUGACAGAUGAGCUCGCGAGCCGACCACUAAGCGCGUCAACUACCGUCAAGGAGGCACGCGGUUGCAAGAGCUAUACCGACUUUGGUGUCAUGACUGUUAGUGAAGCUGAGAAGCGUCCAGCAUCUGUACUUCUGAACCCGAGGUCAACAUUAUCGCCUACUUUGCCGACGCCUUCACCGCUGCCGGAGGAUAGUCCGCAUAAAUAUGGGCUGAAGGAUCAUAUGGACACGCCGGAGAAGAUGCUCGAGCCGCCGGAGGACCUUAAUGUGCAGAAGGCGAGACGGCGAAGUAGUGGACUCGAGAUCUUCAACGUGAAUCGACAUGACUUACUACCUACUUACGUUCACAUAACUGACUGA
Messenger RNA from Recurvomyces mirabilis, 1194 nucleotides. RefSeq lists its product as uncharacterized. NCBI's taxonomy places the organism in Eukaryota, Fungi, Ascomycota, Dothideomycetes, Mycosphaerellales, Teratosphaeriaceae. The transcript is spliced from 2 exons. The record is from RefSeq and is a predicted model, not a curated record. Bases 1 to 1194 code for a protein of 397 amino acids.